Messenger RNA from Prunus armeniaca (apricot), 690 nucleotides. Lineage: Eukaryota; Viridiplantae; Streptophyta; Magnoliopsida; Rosales; Rosaceae. The record is from the annotation of a GenBank genome assembly.
AUGCUGGUCCAAAAGGUGCUUCUGACAGCCUGCAGGCUAGUAUUCCUUGGUUCUUUGAGCGUCUCUGGCUUGGAACUUGCUCCCUCAUCUGCUGCAACCUCCAGCAGUCCUUGUUCAAUGAUUCUUUCACCUGACACGGCUCAUUCCAAUCUUCUUGAUCUAGAAUCAGCACGCCCAUCAUCUCACCCUGCCCCACCUCAGCUACCUUCCUAUUCCAGCCGACCACCUACUGAUUUGCUGUCCCCUUUUCAUUCCAUCUCUCCUGCCUCGAUACUCACAUGUACUCGUAAUCCUACCCUUGCUAUUUGUACCUUCCCCUCUCCUUCUACCACCCCGCCUAGUUCUCAUUCCCAUCUGGCUUUGGAUUCCGCCUCUUCCUCUAAUGCGCCACCUGGUACUUCUUCUCCUCCAACUUUGGUAAGUGCCCUUCCUCCUAGUAAGGUAACUCGGGCCAUGAACGGCAUCCAGAAACCCAAUCCCAAGUAUGCACUUAUUUAUGAUGUCAAUAACUUGUCUGUUGAGACUUCUUGUUACAGUCAGGCACAUAAGUUUCCUGAGUGGUGUCAAGCCAUGACUGAGGAGUGUACUGCCUUGCAACUCACUGGGACUUGGAUAUUGGUCCCAUAUCACUCUCUAAUGAAUGUUCUUCUGCAUCAAAGGACGGUCAGAUGGUACUAUCGAGCACUAUAA